Armigeres subalbatus is the source of this 1010-nucleotide messenger RNA. RefSeq lists its product as uncharacterized. The transcript is spliced from 3 exons. The coding region runs from base 489 to 872 and encodes 127 amino acids. The record is from RefSeq and is a predicted model, not a curated record. Lineage: Eukaryota; Metazoa; Arthropoda; Insecta; Diptera; Culicidae.
AAGUUGAAACAAAGGUUCGACAAAACCGAACCAGAUUUAGUUCAGCGAUUCCGGUUUAGUCAUCGCGUCCAACAACCAGAUGAGUCAGCCGAGGAUUUCGUCUUGGCGGUAAAACUCCAAGCGGAAUUCUGCGGUUUUGGCGGGUUUAAGGACAUUGCUAUUCAAGAUAGAAUUCUGCAUGGACUUAGAGAUGAGGCAUUGAAGCAAAGGCUUCUGAAUGAAGAAAACUUAACCCUUGAAUCUAUGGACAAAUUCAUUACAACAUGGAAUAUAGCAAAAGACAAUGCGAAAACUAUUAACACGGGGUUUCCUCAGGGUUCUCGGAUAAAUCAACUGCUUCAGGUUUAUAAUACGGCAAGGGACAGUCCGGUUAAAGAACAUGAAAAGGGAUGCAGUAAAGUUCGUGGAUGUUGCGAAACCGGGUACGAGCGCGGAGAAAGACCUGAGCACUUUAAUGGGCAGAAUGUCGACGUUUCAGGGAGCUGACAAUGACAGCGAUGAUGAUGAAUGGAAUUCAGGUGAUUUGCAGUAUAGCAAUUGGAAGCGCUCUCACCAUGGCCCACCGAAGUCAGCUUAGGUGCUACAAGGGGCAAACUCCGCAGCCGAGACAAAACGUGUGGCUGGGAGUCGGUACGGGUGGUAGAGAUGCUACGGUCGAAGAACGAACUGGAAUUGAAGAACGAAACCAAGAGGACACCGAAGAAGUUAACGCUGGAAGCGGCUCUGAUGAUGAACCAUUUAGGGGAUUCCCUAUGGUUCCGGCAAAGGCCAGAAAGCGAAACGCGACUUCGGCGGACUUGCCGAACGUGUGUCUACGGCGAUCGAAGAGGGUCCGCAAGCGAAACGAAGAUCCGGAGUUCAGUUAUUCGUAGGGUAUAAGUUCAAAGUGAUGAAUUAUCGAUAAAAUGAAUUGAUUUAGGAUUAAAGUUAAUUUGAAGUUGUUAAGUUUGAUAAAUGAUAUUUCAAGUUCGAAUUUUUUGAAAUAUAAAUACUAAUGUAUUAAUUAAAAA